AUGACGAACACCGGCGAGUCCUUUCCCGCCGAAAAGCGCGACAAGGAUAUUGAUCUCUCACAUGAUGAUGGCGACAGUGACGACGAUGUGUUCCAUGAUGCCCGAUUCCCCGCGGAGGAAGAAGCUCAACUAUUGAAAGAAGCGCACGAAAUUAAAACAGAAGCGAAUCAACUUUACAGUUCUGGCUGUUAUGACCAGGCCAUCUCCUGCUACGAUCGGGCUCUCGCCUCCUGCCCCAACUACCUAGACUACGACGUCGCCGUGCUCCGGUGUAAUAUUUCCGCGUGCUACCUGAAAAUGGAGGACUGGAAAUCCGCCGUUGACACUGCGACUAUGUCACUCGAUCGCCUCGAAAAGAUCAUCCCUUCCGAGCCACCCAAAGCGGACCAGAGCGACUCCCAAAGCUCGAAACCCACAAGUAGCGAUGCACAUGAUAGUGAUGCAGUGGUGGAGAUAUCUGGAGAUGACGACGAGGCAGAGGAAAAAGAAUUGAAGCGCUUGCAAGAAUUGGAUGAGACUCGGACAAAUGUCCUGCGGAUUCGGGCCAAGGCUCUCAUGCGGCGCGCUAAGGGGAAAUCACAAGCGGGCGGCUGGGCUAGCUUACAAGGUGCUUUAGAAGACUAUCAGGUCUUGAGUGGGAUGGACAAUCUCCCCGCUGCUGAUAGGCGGAUUGUUCAAAAGGCGCUUCAAGAGCUCCCAAGUCGGCUCAACGAGGCCAAGGAGAAGGAAAUGGGUGAGAUGAUGUCAAAAAUGAAAGACCUUGGAAACGGUUUCUUAAAACCAUUUGGUCUGUCUACGGAUAACUUCAAGUUCGUCCAGGAUCCAAAGACUGGUGGUUAUUCUAUGAAUUUUGAGUCUUGA
Molecule: messenger RNA, 861 nt
Organism: Penicillium verhagenii
Lineage: Eukaryota; Fungi; Ascomycota; Eurotiomycetes; Eurotiales; Aspergillaceae
Product: tetratricopeptide repeat protein
Exons: 3
Coding region: 1-861 (286 amino acids)
Molecular function (GO): protein binding
Source: RefSeq, a predicted model, not a curated record